Messenger RNA from Hyalella azteca, 2339 nucleotides. RefSeq lists its product as uncharacterized. The annotation marks the transcript as partial. The transcript has a single exon. The record is from RefSeq and is a predicted model, not a curated record. NCBI's taxonomy places the organism in Eukaryota, Metazoa, Arthropoda, Malacostraca, Amphipoda, Hyalellidae.
GUGAGAUUUUUCAAGUAUUGUACUGAAUAAUAUAACUUCAAACUAUGUUGCUGCCAUGAAAUGGUUGUGAAAUGAACUAACUGAGCAGGUGUGAAUCAGAACACUCCUGUGAUAUGCUAGAACUUUGUUUGGGUCAAUGCACGAGGUGGUAAAUAAUCCUGACAUGGAGCGUCGCUUGAAACUUAAAUCCAUGAGGCGCAUUGCCGGCAACAAUAACCGGUGCAAAGAAGUGGCAAGUGACUGCGAAAAGCCAGUCCUUCUUUCGCACCGACCCAGCUUCAACAGCGACACUAAACCAGAAUGUCUGAAAAAGUACGCGGACACCAGCAGUGAAUGUAAAGUUGUUGAUAUUUCACAAGAUGUGUCUGCUCUAACUGAUAGGGAACGUAACCUGAGAAACUACUUUGCUACGCACAGAAACUCGCGUAGUUGUGACAUUACGGACAAGGAUGUCGUGCUUGAUGUUAAACAACAAGGUUUUGCUGACGAUGUGUACAUGGAUGGUAACCAACGAAGUGCGAGUCAUGUCAGGUCUCUCAAUAUCCGUAAUGGAAUUGAGCAAAUCAGAGGUAGUAUGACUCCGCGUACAAAUGUAAGUAUAGAAAAAAUAAAUAAGAGUGUACAAUGUUACGACAGUGGCAGUGAUGCUGAGAGCGAAGUGACAGAUUCUAAUGACAGCGAUGGCGUCACUUUGCAAAUCAUUAACUACCGCGAGCCUGUUAAAAAUAUCCACAAUGAGGUUGAAAAGCCCUCAAACUUAUCUCAAAGAGACAACAGAAAAAUUAUCGACUUUGCUUCUCCAACGAAAGGGAAUUCAGCUCGAAUAAUUAUAAACAGCCCUAACGUUUCUCCUAUUCUUCCCUCCAAAUCGCCACUCAAAAAAUCAAAAUCACUUAACCUGGAACCCAAUACAAUUAAAAUUUACACUACUGGUGUGCAGAAAAUUACUGAUGAUCGAAUGCGGGCAAGUUGUGCGGACCUGAAACCAGAAAAUAUUGGAAGAUGUGAAGUCAAAAAUUUUCUAAGGUCUCCUCGGAAAUCUCAAGUACCUGAGGGAUUUCAGGAAGUGUCAUCGUGCCUUGAAGGAUCCAUGUCUUCCUCUUCAUGUCUUGAUACAAUCAUCGAAAAUAUUAACAAUUCGAACGAAAACCUACUUGGCUCGUGUCGAAAUCAAUCAAGUAACAUGCCACCAGCCUUUUACGACCCUUAUUCGCCGCAAAUAAUGGAAUCGUCUUCAAAAUUUUCCAAGCUGUCAUCGCCCAACCCAGUUCAUCGUAUUCGCCACUCAAAGUCUGACAUUCAACUUCCGAUCAAUCAUUCCCCUUGUACACCACCUCGUCGAGUGUCUCCCGUCAGCAAUGUUGACCUCGCUCAUUCAAAUGACAAAGUUCGCCGUUCCAAAUCCCGCAACGAUGGGCAGAUUUUUGGUAUCAAAAUUAGGCCAGAUUUAAGGAAGUUUGGCCAGAUAACAAAACGAAGCAAAACUUUUGCCGGCCCAAGAGGAGCUCCUUGUAAUUCUAUUGAUUCCGUGGGUCACCCAUAUGAAAAUAAGUCCGAGACAAAUAUAGAAACAAACAAAUAUAUUGCUGACCGAGAACGAGAGUCGUGUAGAAGUGAGCGUUUGCCUGGCGAUGAGAAUGAGAAAUACGAUGUUCCAGAAAAAUCUCCUGACAAAAAACCAGGUAUACCUCCCAAGGCUCUUAGGCGUUCAAGUUUAUCUGUCCCCCGACAGAAUAUUUUAAACGGAGACAGUCUUAAUGCAUUUGUGAUCGAAUGCACACCUCUCAAUAACAUCCAUGGCCUAGCCGAUUGUUUCCCGAGUAAUAAUUAUGAAGCUACCAGAAGAAAUUCUAUCGCACGGAAAGAAUACGUCGACAGCGAAGCAAGCACAGCACCGAACUCUAGUGAUACAUCUGAGAGCGACCACUCGUUAACGCGGCCUAAACCCAAUUCAGCAAGAAUCCUCAGCAACUCGAAUGUCACUCCCGACAUGACUGACAGACGCCAUCGUAAUUCCAUCUCGGUGACUCCUCGCAGUCACGUGAAAUUUACAUGCGUGACGGAGUCCGACGGCCCUCGUCUGAAAUCUUCUAUGGAGCCAAAGAAUAUUAGGGGAGGUGCUGAUGCUGGUAUCACAGCUACUGACCAGCCGAGUCAAGGGACCGUAGGUGGUGCCUUCAAACGUUGCGUGCAACUUCUGCGGAGCCGGUCAGCCGUGUCGCAGAGAGACCGGCCUAACUUCACCCUGUCCCCCAGUAGAAUCGGUUACGUCAACUCAUCGUCCGCGUCAUCGAAAAACAGCCCCGGCAACAAGCCUAAACUUGCUGUUAUUGGACCAG